This is a messenger RNA of Gordionus sp. m RMFG-2023, 1719 nucleotides long. RefSeq names its product mitochondrial import receptor subunit TOM40 homolog 1-like. Gene Ontology annotation, molecular function: transmembrane protein transporter activity. The coding region runs from base 1 to 1077 and encodes 358 amino acids. Gene Ontology annotation, cellular component: mitochondrial outer membrane; mitochondrial outer membrane translocase complex. The record is from RefSeq and is a predicted model, not a curated record. NCBI's taxonomy places the organism in Eukaryota, Metazoa, Nematomorpha, Gordioida, Chordodea, Parachordodidae. The transcript has 5 exons. Gene Ontology annotation, biological process: protein import into mitochondrial matrix.
AUGGGUAACGUAUUAGCAGCUACACAACCCUUUAACUCAAAUUUAACUCCUUCUGGGGAUGCUUUAGAAAAAAAAUUCGAAGAUAUUACCUUAUCUAACCCUGGACCAUUUGAAGAAAUUCAUAGAAAAUGCAAAGAUGUAUAUCCUAUGACUUUUGAAGGGGCACGUUUAAUGGUUAACAAGGGAUUAAGUAAUCAUUUUCAGAUCUCACACACCCUUUCAAUUGGGAAUAUGAAUUCAGGUUAUCGGUUUGGGGCAACUUAUGUUGGUAACAAGCAAUAUUCACCUAUUGAGGCAUUUCCAGUUUUUUUAGGAGACAUGGAUAUUAAUGGCAAUUUAAAUGCUCAAAUUUUACAUCAACCCUCAUCUAAUCUUCGAUAUAAAUUUGUUUCUCAGAUUCAAAAUAAUAAAAUGGUAGCAAAUCAAUUCACAGCAGAUUAUAAAGGUAAAAACUAUACUGCAUCCCUAACCCUAAGUCCAAAUAUGGCACAAAAUAUAUUUGCCUCUCAUAAUAUACUCUCUUCGAUCACAUCUGGCAUAAUAGUAGCUCAAUAUUUACAAAAUGUCACACCAAGUAUAGCUUUAGGUACAGAAUUAAUGUAUCAUAGAAACCCUGAAUCUAAUGGAGCAAUGAUGAUAUCUCCUUUUGGGGGAGCUAUGGGUGCAGGCAUGCCAACCCAUAAUGCAAUCAUGAGUGUUGGGGCUAGAUAUACAGGUUCUAACUACGUAGCCAGUGGCUCUCUCGGUAGUGCUGGCAUCAAGGCUACUUAUUGGCAACUGAUUUCCCCCAUUUUUCAAGUUGGCGCUGAGGUGGAGACAAAUCCAACAUUUGGCGAGAGCUUAGCUACAUUGGCCUACCAAGUUAAUAUUGGGUCUGUUGCUAGCCAGUACCCCAAUCCUUCCCACAAUAUGAAUUCUCAACCAUCAACUUUCCGAGCCUACAUAGAUUCUAAUGCUACACUAGGAGCUACCAUCGAGAAAAGACUCACUCCACUUCCGUUAACCUUGAGUUUGAGUGGGUCACUAAAUCACGCCAAAAAUAUGAGCAAAUUUGGUAUAGGAGUCAUGCUGGGAUGAUCAAUACAAUUUAGAGAUUUUUUUUAAAUUAUACAGAUAGAAUGUUUGCGUUAUUAGCUCCUGUACAAGCCUGAAUAUCAUUUUACAGUUACCCUUGUGCCUUUUUACAAAAAUGUGUCUUUUUAUUACUUUAUUCUUGGUAUCCUUAUUUAUUAUGCUUAUCUUAAUUUCAGUUAAACUUAGAUAUACUUUUUCUUACGCAAUACUCUAAUAAGAAACAAUUUUAAAUCAAGCUGUGAUAAAAAAAAUUUAUAUAAGAUGGUGUUUUUUGAUAAAUUGUUCAUCUUCUUUCUAGCUAGUCCAUAACUUUUUAAGUAAAAUUUUUAUCUUUGGAACCUUACAAACCAUAUUUUUUUUGGUCGGAUUUUCUAGCCAAAAAAUACUACCUUUUUAUAAAUUAUAAUUUCAUCUUUAAAAAAAACAAACACCACGCCAUUUUAAUAUUUCCUUACCAGCUCAAAUCAAAAUGAAGGAAUCCCUUUUUUAUUUUAUAAUUUCUAUAGUAAAGGCUAUCAUUACAAUAUUAUUUGAACAAAUAUUUUUAUUGGUCCAAAACCGCGUUAUUGAUUGCGUACGAUUUCAUGUAUCCAUUUAUGUUGAAAAAUUUUUUAUAUAUAAAUUGUGAUGAUACAAAAAUUUCGC